UUCAGCUCGCGGCCCGUCCGCCGGCGCCCGCCGCCGCUUUUGCCUUAAACUCCCUAAAAUCUCCGCUGCCCCCCCCACUCCGCGUCCACACAACCCUCCCCGGUUCCUGCUGAGGCCGGUCUCUAAUCGCCAGAGGAUGGCGAAGCCCAGCCACAGCAGCUAUGUCCUCCAGCAGCUAAACAACCAAAGGGAAUGGGGCUUCCUGUGUGACUGCUGCAUAGCCAUCGAUGACAUUUACUUCCAGGCGCACAAAGCAGUCCUGGCUGCCUGUAGCUCCUACUUCCGGAUGUUCUUCAUGAACCAUCAGCACAGCACCGCACAGCUAAACCUCAGCAACAUGAAAAUCAGCGCUGAGUGCUUUGAUCUCAUCCUGCAGUUCAUGUAUUUAGGAAAAAUUAUGACUGCUCCUUCCAGUUUUGAGCAGUUCAAAGUGGCAAUGAACUACCUGCAGCUGUACAAUGUUCCCGACUGCUUAGAGGACAUACAGGAUGCAGAUCGUUCUAGCUCCAAGUGCUCAUCAUCAGCUUCCAGCAAACAGAACAGCAAGAUGAUAUUUGGAGUCAGAAUGUAUGAGGACACUGUGGCUAGAAACGGCAACGACACCAAUAGGUGGAGUGCAGAACCAAGCUCGACAGUAAAUACCCCACAUAAUAGAGAGCCAGACGAAGAAUCGAUACCACUAGGCAACUUUCAGGAACCGCUGUUUGAUGUUUGUAAAAAAAGUUCUGUGUCUAAGUUAUCUGCUCCCAAAGAGCGUGUGUCACGGCGCUUUGGACGCAGUUUUACCUGUGACAGCUGUGGGUUUGGCUUCAGCUGUGAAAAAUUACUAGAUGAGCAUGUGCUGACCUGUACUAACAGACACUCUUUCCAGAACCCGAGGUCUUACCACCGCCUCGUAGAUAUUAGAGAGGGCAAAGACAAUAACAUCAAAGCUGAAUUCGGUGAAAAGGAUUCUUCUAAAACAUUUUCUGCCCAGGCGGACAAGUACAGGGGAGACACAAGCCAGGCUCCUGAUGACUCCACUUCAACCACUGGAAGCAGAAAGAGUAGUACAGUGGAGUCCGAACUUGCCAGUGAAGAAAAAAGCAGAGCUGCUGAGAGGAAGAGAAUCAUUAUCAAGAUGGAGCCUGAAGAUAUUCCCACUGAUGAGCUGAAGGACUUCAACAUCAUCAAAGUUAAUGACAAGGACUGUAACGAAUCCACAGACAACGAUGAGUUAGAAGACGAGCCUGAGGAGCCGUUUUAUAGAUACUAUGUUGAAGAAGAUGUCAGCAUCAAAAAAAGCGGCAGGAAAACGCUAAAACCUCGCAUGUCAAUAAACGUUGAUGAGAGAGGAGGUUUAGAAAACAUGAGGCCCCCUAACAGCAGUCCAGUACAAGAGGACGCUGAAAAUGCCUCAUGUGAGCUGUGUGGGCUCACCAUCACGGAGGAGGACCUGUCAUCUCAUUACUUAGCCAAGCACAUUGAGAAUAUCUGCGCCUGCGGCAAAUGUGGACAAAUACUUGUCAAGGGCAGACAACUCCAGGAGCAUGCUCAGAGAUGUGGAGAACCUCAGGACCUGACGGUGAAUGGAUUGGGAAACAACGAGGAGAAAAUGGACAUGGAGGAGAAUCCUGAUGAGCAGUCUGAAAUAAGAGAUAUGUUUGUUGAAAUGCUGGAUGAUUUUAGAGACAAUCAUUACCAAAUAAACAGUAUCCAAAAAAAGCAGUUAUUUAAACAUUCUGCCUGUCCUUUUCGGUGUCCUAAUUGUGGCCAGCGUUUUGAAACUGAAAAUCUAGUGGUUGAACAUAUGUCUAGCUGCCUAGACCAAGACAUGUUUAAGAGUGCCAUCAUGGAAGAAAAUGAAAGAGAUCACAGACGAAAGCAUUUUUGUAACCUGUGUGGAAAGGGAUUUUAUCAGCGGUGUCAUUUAAGAGAACACUAUACUGUUCAUACAAAGGAAAAACAAUUUGUCUGUCAGACGUGUGGAAAGCAGUUUUUAAGAGAACGUCAGUUGCGUCUGCACAAUGAUAUGCACAAAGGCAUGGCCAGUGGUGGAAUAGGGCCUUCUAAGCCUCUGGAGAAGUGACAGAUGUGACUUUGGAGAGGACGUGGGAAGAAUCAGUCUUCAGCAGGCAAUCUUAAAAGUGCAGCCCAGAAAUGGCAGAUCUGAAGUGGCACCAUCUUGUCUGUCUGCCUGCCAAACUUCAUCUACCCCAAAAGUUCCAGCUGCAAAGAUCCAAGAACAUUUAAUAAAGUUCACUCUGGAAUCACUUUGUUGUAACAAAAUUGAUUCAUGGUGACUCUCCUCAUAUUUGUGGGAAAUCUAGAAAGGACCUUCAGCAUUUGUGACAUAAGUGGCUAAAGUAACUUCAUGUGCUAAUUAUCUUCAAGAGUCCCUCCUAAAAUAAAAGGGCUUGUUAGGCUACUGUAAAUACAUUAUAAAGAAAGAUAAUUACAUAUCAUUGCAAACAUAUAUAAUUCUACACUUAAAAUAGCCAGAAUUAUAGCAUAUGUAUUCUGAAAUGUAUGCAAUUUAAAAGAAUCAUACUAAAAAUUCUGAAGUUUAGAAUAAGUGGAUACAGAAAAGGAAAAUGCAUAGCUAAUAUUUUAACAACAUAACCUAGUUAUAACACUAGUCCUUCUUUUAACACUAUCUACCAAGCACAUUCUUAUUAAUAUUAAAGCUGCCUUUUAAGUCUCUUAAGGGCAGAGUAACAUCAUUUCAAUAAGUGGUGGGUUUACACAAAUCACAGGCAUUUUCUUCUGGACUUAAUAUAACCUAAUAAUGUAGAAUGAAUUUCUAUUAAGUACUUACUCUCCAUACGAAUGUAUCGUGCCAUGCUUCUUGGCUUCAACUUUGAAGAUAAAAUCAACUACUGAAUGACGUGUUGAUUGCUAUGCUUUUAAAGUAUUUAUUUCAUGGAGAAAUUAGUAUUUAGUGAGAUUUUAAUCUGGCUACAAAUGCUUUGCUACACACACACAACCAUAUAAAUCUUCUGACUAUAUUAUCUCCUUACUGUGAACAUACUUUAAAAAAUUGGAGCUGGGUGUGGUGGCGCACACCUUUAAUCCCAGCACUUGGGAGGCAGAGG
Molecule: messenger RNA, 3074 nt
Organism: Jaculus jaculus (lesser Egyptian jerboa)
Lineage: Eukaryota; Metazoa; Chordata; Mammalia; Rodentia; Dipodidae
Gene: Zbtb1
Product: zinc finger and BTB domain containing 1
Exons: 3
Coding region: 137-2068 (643 amino acids)
Biological process (GO): negative regulation of transcription by RNA polymerase II; regulation of immune system process; regulation of cytokine production
Molecular function (GO): protein binding
Source: RefSeq, a predicted model, not a curated record